AUGGCUGAUCAACGUGGCAUUGCUUAUGAGGAUUUAGAGAUUCAGAUUGACGAUAAACCCAAUAAGGACGGCGUGAAUGUCCAGGAGACGCUUCGGAGGCUCCAUUUCCAGACAGAUCAGAGGUACCAUCAAGUCCCCACAGAGGAUCUCGAGGUGAGAAGAUUGCUGAGACUACUUCGGGAACCUGAGUCUACUGCGGGCGAGAAUGAGUAUGCUAGGAGAGGAAGAUUGAUUGAGCUCCUGGUGAGCAACAAGGCUCACAUGAAUACAUUUGAAGCUACGCUGUUGGAUAAGCAAUCUAUAGCAGAAGGAAGUGACACAUAUGAAGAUGAGGAAGAUGAGGAGUUCUACACGCCGGCUAGACAAGAGCUUAUUAAGGCUAGGAAGUUUCUGGUAGGGUUUUCUAUUCACAAUGCAAGGAAAAGGCUUAAGAGGGAGACUCAAGAUGCCAUUAGUUUUGAUAUGAAGAGGGAAAUCAAGGAAAGGCGAAACCUAGCGCAACGUUUGAAGAAUCUAGCCCUCGCUGGCUCGCAGGUCGCUUCAACGCGUCCUAUCUCCCAUGUCAGGCUCUCUCCCGAUGACUGUUAUGCUGCCAUUGGCAGUUGGGAUGGCAGUUUGAAAACCAUCUCAACCAAGAACCUGGAGGUCCUGAGCGUUGUAGAGCAAGCACACAACGGAAAGGUUGGAGAAGUUGACUGGAAUGCAACUGGCGACCUUCUGGCAACCGGAGGCGAAGAUGGUCAAGUAAAACUAUUCUCAGCCGCCGCAGGAGAGCUCCGACCAACGAUAGCUUUCGAGGGCCAUGAAAGACGAGUUGCUGGCACCAAGUUUCAUCCGAGCGGUAAAUAUGUUGCCAGCUGCUCUUUUGAUAAAACCUGGAGGCUUUGGGAUAUACAGACGCAGCAGGAACUUCUGCUGCAGGAAGGGCAUAGCAGGGAAGUGUAUUGUAUAGCUUUUCACUCUGACGGUGCUCUCCUAUGUAGUGGUGGGUUCGAUUGUACUCCGGUGGCGUGGGACAUUCGCUCCGGGAAGAGCGUUAUGUCGCUAGCAGGCCAUAUGAAACCAGUUUACAGCGUAGAUUGGUCCCCCAAUGGAUAUCAUCUAGCGACUGCUGGCGGUGACGGGACCGUCAAUGUCUGGGACGUGAGAAAAAGUACUCAGGCACAGACUAUAUUGGCUCACGAUAGCACUGUUUCCGUGGUGCGGUUCAACAAAUUGAAUGGUAAAUUUCUGAUGUCUGGAAGCUAUGAUAAGAAUAUCAAAGUUUAUAGCAGCGAUAAUUGGGUCAACGUGGCGGUACUAAAAGGGCACGUUGAUAAGAUUCUGACCUUGGACAUAGACUUGAAUGGUAACAUGGUUGUGAGUGGUGGUUGGGACAGAUCGGUUAAGCUAUGGACCCAGGAUUGA
Torulaspora globosa is the source of this 1407-nucleotide messenger RNA. RefSeq names its product U4/U6-U5 snRNP complex subunit PRP4 (gene PRP4). The record is from RefSeq and is a predicted model, not a curated record. NCBI's taxonomy places the organism in Eukaryota, Fungi, Ascomycota, Saccharomycetes, Saccharomycetales, Saccharomycetaceae. Gene Ontology annotation, cellular component: U4/U6 x U5 tri-snRNP complex. Gene Ontology annotation, biological process: mRNA splicing, via spliceosome. The transcript has a single exon. Gene Ontology annotation, molecular function: U6 snRNA binding; U4 snRNA binding; protein binding. Bases 1 to 1407 code for a protein of 468 amino acids.